Messenger RNA from Strongyloides ratti, 1938 nucleotides. RefSeq names its product Zinc finger, RING-type domain and Zinc finger, RING/FYVE/PHD-type domain and Domain of unknown function DUF2040 domain-containing protein. Gene Ontology annotation, molecular function: metal ion binding; ubiquitin protein ligase activity. Gene Ontology annotation, cellular component: Golgi membrane; endoplasmic reticulum membrane. The record is from RefSeq and is a predicted model, not a curated record. Lineage: Eukaryota; Metazoa; Nematoda; Chromadorea; Rhabditida; Strongyloididae. Gene Ontology annotation, biological process: regulation of alternative mRNA splicing, via spliceosome. The transcript has 4 exons. Bases 1 to 1938 code for a protein of 645 amino acids.
AUGCAUGGUCAGAUAAAAGAUAUGAAUUCUGAAGAAAUUCAAUGGCAAAAGGAACAUGAAGAGAUGCAUAGAAAACAUGCUAACCAUGAUGUCAUGCAUGCUGAAAUACUUAUUAUAUUUAUAAUUGCUUUAAUAAUUUUUCAACUACUAUUAAUAUGGUGGAAAUCAAAAAAUUUUAAAAGUUAUCAACUUGUUUCAUUACUUGGACUCUGGGCAAUACCUUUUUUUGUUGCAAUGACAAAACAUUGGUAUCGCUUUAUAUUAACAUGGGUUAUAUUUACAACUUUUAAUAUAUAUUUAUAUAGAAAGACAAAUCAACCACAUAUUUCUGGAAAAAUUCCAAGACUUGUUUAUAAAUGGUUUUUAUUUUUACAUAAAAUGAGUUAUUUUUUAGGUGUUGUUGGUUAUUUAAUAAUGAUGUUUACACUUCUUGGUUUAAAUACCAUUUUUGGUUUAAAAGCCAAUGAUUGUUUAGAUGCUGGAAUUUUAUUUUUAUGUUAUGGUUUAUAUUAUGGUGUAUUAAUUAAAGAUUUAGCUGAAAUUACUUCAGAAAAAAUGGCAUGUAAAAUAGGAUAUUUUACAUCUGAUGGUUUACCAAAAAAAGUUUUAGAAAAUAAUAUUUGUGCAAUUUGUGGAGAUAGACUUAAUUUAACAGGACAAUUACUAAGAACAGAUAAAGAUUUUGAUGAUGAAAAUGAUGUUGAGGCAGUUCAUGCUUUGUCAUGUCAACAUUUAUUCCAUGAAUACUGUUUAAGAGGUUUUGUUAUUGUUGGAAAAAUGGCAACUUGUCCAUAUUGUAAAGAAAAAAUUAAUUACUCAACAACAUUUAAAAAUCCUUGGGAGAAACCUCAUUUACUGUAUGGGCAAUUUCUUGAUUGGGUUAGAUAUUUAGUUGUAUGGCAGCCUCUAAUUGUUAUAAUUGUACAAGGAGUUACAAAAUUCUUCGGAAUGACAAGUAGAAAAUAUGGUUUUGUAUUAAAGAAAGAAGAACCUAUUAACAAAAAGACAAAAGUAGAUAAUAUAUUUAGUUAUAGUGAUAAUGAAGAAGACGAAAGUAUAGUAAUUAAAAAUGAAAUUGAUAAAGUUAGUGAAAAAGUAGAUAGCGAUAAUGAUAUUUAUGAUUAUGAUGGUAUAUAUGAAGAAAUACAAAAAGAGAAAUUAAAACAUAUAACGAAAAAAAAAGAGGAUGAUAAAAAACCAAAAUAUAUUGAAAAAAUAAUGGCAGCACAAAAAAGAAGAGAACUUGAUCGAUUUUUGGCUGAAGAAAAAAAAAUUCAAAAAGAACGAGAAGAGGAAAAAGGAAAGUAUGGUGAUAAAGAAAUUUUUAUUUCUUCUAGUUAUAAGAAAAAGCUUGAAGAAAUUGCUCAAUUACAAAAAAUUGAAGAAGAAAGAGAAAAAGAAGAUGAGAAAAUCAAUGAAAAAAUUACAAAACAUAGUGUUUUAAGAUCAAGAAUGUAUAAAGAAUUUUUAAAUAACAUAGAUAAUAGUGUUCCAGUUGAGGAGAAAAGUACAGCUUUUAGAAGUGUCAAAGAAAAAAAAAAGAAAGUUGAAAGUAAAACAGAAAAAUCAAUUUAUGAUGAUGAAGACGAAGAUGAAAUGAGACCUGUUAUCAAACCAUCAAUAAAAGAAGAAAAAAAAGUAAAAGGUGGUUUAGAAAUAAGAAAAAAACCAACAAUUGAGAUAGAGGAAAAUAAAAUUGAAGAUAUCAAGGUGAACACUGAAAAUAUAUCAAAUGUACAAAUAAAUAUUGUAGAAGAAAAAGAACCUCAGGAAGAAGUUAAGCCAAAAACUACAGAUGUUAGAAUGCUUCCAAAAGAAAUAAGAUUGGAGAAAAUACGUGAAAUAAUGAAGCAACGAAACACAAAAAGUGACAUUAAAGCAUAUCAAAAAAGAUAUAUGCUUAGAAAGUUAAGAGGUGAAAUUGUUCCUGCAAUGUAA